Molecule: messenger RNA, 1400 nt
Organism: Paraphaeosphaeria sporulosa
Lineage: Eukaryota; Fungi; Ascomycota; Dothideomycetes; Pleosporales; Didymosphaeriaceae
Exons: 3
Coding region: 120-1070 (316 amino acids)
Biological process (GO): glucan catabolic process
Molecular function (GO): hydrolase activity, hydrolyzing O-glycosyl compounds
Source: RefSeq, a predicted model, not a curated record
CGUAGAGCAUUGCCCUGCAGAUAUAUCGCAGCGUUGCACAGUCGCGAGAAGCACGUUCAGCUUGUUCGCAGUCGUUCCUUCAUUUGCCUUUAUCUGUCUAUAAUUCGUAAUAUACCACCAUGCAUCUGCAGAACACUCUUUACGUUGCUUUAUCAAGCGCCUCGCUGGCCACCGCAGCAUACACUCUCCAGGACAGCUGUAUCGGUUCCUCCUUCCAGAACUGCUUCGACUUUUACUCGGGUGCUGAUCCAACCAAUGGAUUUGUCCGUUACCAGAACCAAACCGAAGCCCUCGCCCAAGGUCUUUACCAGGUGUCUGGUAACAACGUCUACCUCAAUGUAGACAGCAAGAACGCCGCACCCAACGGCCGCGCCAGUCUACGACUGGAGAGCAAGAAGAUGUACAAUCGCGGACUCUUCAUCCUGGACGUAAUGCACAUGCCCGCCAGCACCUGCGGCAGCUGGCCAAGCUUCUGGUCCUUCGGCCCGGAGAAGACGUGGCCGGCUAAUGGAGAAAUCGACAUCAUCGAAGGCAUCCAUGAUUCCACGAGAAACGCAAUGUCCCUGCACACCUCGGACGGGUGCACUAUUACUGGAACUGGUUCCACAGGCACCGUCAAGACGAAGAACUGUUACAUCAACGCUGCGGGCCAGACGAGCAAUGCCGGGUGCGGUGUCGACGACAAAUCAGCAUCUUCUUUCGGCACACCCCUCAACCCGAAAUUCGGCGGCAUCUACGCGAUGCAGUGGACCUCCACCGGCAUUAAGAUAUGGUUCUUCCCGCGCGACUCGAUCCCGUACAACAUGUAUGGCAACAACCCAGACCCCUCGCUCUGGGGCACGCCGAGCGCAAACUUCGCCGGCAGCGGCUGCGACUUCAACAAGCACUUUAUUAAUCACAAGCUCGUCAUUGACACUACCUUCUGCGGCGACUGGGGCAACGCGGUCUGGGCGAGCAACCCCGUAUGCAGCAAGAAGGCCGCGACGUGCAACGAGUAUGUGGCGAACAAUCCAAGUGCUUUUGCGGAAAGCUACUGGCGGAUUAAUUAUUUGAAAGUGUUUAAAGAGUAAAUGAGGUCUUGUAAGUGGGAGGAUUGAAUUAUACCCGGUAGCAGAAGAUAAUAGAUACCAUGCGUACCUGAUUGGAGUUGCGUUGCGCAUCCCCGAGCGAUCGCCGCUGCUUUGUAAUCUCCCCGCGGCUUACCUACUUCACUACCCUCCUUCCCGCGCUGCAUACUGAAUCGAGCUGGAGCAGCACUUGAGGUAUUAACUCAUCCGCGCGUACUGCGUUGAGCAUGCGCCCCUUGAAGUGCUUUACAAAUGCUAGCUCAGAUUCGGGCGUGGGGUGUGUUCGGUCCGAACGGCGCAGCGUAGAUAGUGCAACCACCCAGCGCAGCCCCC